Carassius gibelio (silver crucian carp) is the source of this 4832-nucleotide messenger RNA. RefSeq names its product dnaJ homolog subfamily C member 8. Gene Ontology annotation, cellular component: nucleus. Bases 84 to 1016 code for a protein of 310 amino acids. NCBI's taxonomy places the organism in Eukaryota, Metazoa, Chordata, Actinopteri, Cypriniformes, Cyprinidae. The record is from RefSeq and is a predicted model, not a curated record. The transcript has 14 exons.
UUUUUGCACUGUGGGUUUAGGCGCGAGUUGAGGACUUUAAUUUUGUCCUGUGACGUGACUUCCGCUGACGGUUCAGUAGCAAGAUGGCGGCCGGCGCAAGCGGGGAUGAUGCGUUUCAGACCUUCUACACAGAGGUGAAGCAGAUCGAGAAGAGAGACUCCGUGUUGACCUCCAAACAGCAGAUCGAUAGAUUACUGAGACCAGGAGCCUCAUACUUCCACCUCAACCCCUUCGAGGUUCUUCAGAUCGAUCCUGAAGCCACAGACGAGGAGCUGAAGAAGCGUUUUAGACAGCUGUCUAUCCUCGUCCAUCCAGACAAGAACCAGGAUGACGUGGAUCGAGCUCAGCUGGCGUUUGAAGCGGUGGAUAAGGCCUAUAAGAUGCUGCUGGAGCCGGAGCACAAGAAGAAGGCUCUGGAUGUGAUCCACGCAGGGAAGGAGUACGUGGAGCACACGAUGAGCCAGAAGAGGAAGCAGCUGAAGAAGGACGGGAAGCCCACCGUCGUGGAGGAAGAUGACCCGGAAGUGUUCCAGCAGGCGGUUUAUAAACAGACCAUGAAGCUCUUCGCUGAGCUGGAGAUCAAGAGGAAAGAGCGAGAAGCCAAGGAGAUGCACGAGCGGAAGAGACAGAGAGAGGAAGAGAUCGAGACACAGGAGCGCGCCGAGAGAGAGAGAGAGUGGCAGAAGAACUUUGAGGAGACGCGUGACGGACGCGUGGACAGCUGGAGGAACUUCCAGUCCAAAGGCAAGACUAAGAAAGAGAAGAACCGCACGUUCCUCAAGCCGCCCAGAGUGAAGAUGGAGCAGCGCGAGACGAUGAAGAGCUUGAAUCAUCAUCCUCUAGAUCUCUGUCUGACUGCCCAUGCUCCAGAAAACCCAAGGACUCUGAUGCUGAUCUCAGCUCGAGCUCGAGGCCGUGGGGAAGCAGAUUCGCGACCUGGAACAGAAGCAGGCCCAGCUGAGAGCGGAGAGCCGCGCUGGAAUCAUCCCGGGCUGACGCUCACAAGUCCGGGGUAAGUAUACAGCGUGCUGUUAACAGUCCCACCACGUCUACUCCGUGUGUUUCUCUGAGCAGGCCCGGUGCACCCAGGACGCGAUCUUCCCAGAUGUCCUUCACUGCGACGCCGGGACACCACGGACCCUGGGUGCAUCCACAGCGGAGGACACGAGCUGGGUCCCGGGUGACGACUUCUCCCCCUCCUGCCUUCGAGAUCUCCAUCCAGAACCGCUUCGCUCCCCUCCGUGAGACAGGACGCGACGCUGUGAUCAUCGGAGACUCCAUCGUCCGACACAUACCCGCGAUCCUGAAGGACGGCGAGAGCCCCAGAGCGGUCGUGCUUCACGCCGGGGUUAACGACACCACGCUGCGGCAGACGGAGACGCUGAAGAGGGACUUCAGGAGCCUGAUCGAGACGGUUCGCAGCACGACGCCCGCGGCGACGAUCGUCGUGUCAGGACCACUGCCCACGUAUCGACGAGGACACGAAAGACUGUUUCGCGCUGAUGGAUUACACCCCAGCAGAGUCGGAGCGGAGCUGCUCUCUGACAACAUCUCCAGGACACUUCGCUUCAUGUGACUAGAUUUGCUAGUAACUAGGAUUAACUCAAGCUCCAGUCUGGAUCCAGAACACCUGAGAAGAGAUGAUGCUGACCCUCAGAGGACCUCAGAUGAUGCUAACCCUGAAUCAACAACAGAACUAACAAUUAUUGCUACAUGUGUGACUGCAUCAUAUAAUAACUAUUAAUUAAUAAUAUUGAUAGUUCAUCGUCUAGCUGACUACGUCUUGUAUUAUAAUUAUUAUUUAUUUAUUUUUUCUAAAAUCCUGUCAAACGUGAACAAACUACUAGCUACUACUAAAUAUUGUAGAAACAUUUUCUGUAAAGUUGCUUUGUAAUGUUUGUAAUGUAAUGUUGACAUUUCUUUAAAUGGUUCUUAAAUAUACAAUAUGUGCUUUGAUUUCUGAUGAUUAAGGGAAUGCGGUUUCAUUCAGUAGCAGCUCGAACAGAAAAGGAAGUAUGACCAAAUACACUUUUUCUAAAGGGAAUGACACAAUCUCCCCACGCUGCACCUCUGGUUCUGCUGUGAUCAGCUGUACGGAUGUUAACAAACUGGUGGAGUGGAGGGGAUGAUAAACCCUUAAUACUUUUGUAUAGAAGACAUAGAUUUGAGUAUUUGACCAUGUUUUCCCAACUGAGUAAUCUGUGUUUUUGUAAUAUUGGACAAUGAUGAGAAAUAAUUGGUUUCUUAUCCAGAAUUGUAAGUUUGUUUGUUAAGUGACUGCAGAGGUUUCAGAGAUGUAACACCAGCUUGUGACCAGAUGGGGAGACAGCACGUGAUAUAUGAUAAGAUCAUAGAGUGCAUUUACAUUUUUGCUGCCUGUGUGGACAUUUGAUGGUGAAUGUGUCUAAAAUUCAUGAGGUUAAAGUUGAUGCGAUUACAGACACUUUUUACAUGUGAUGUAAAUGACAAGUUUGAAUCAAUCAAAACCCCCAGAUAUUUAUAUUCUGACACGAUCUGCAGCCUUUCCCCAGAAACAAAAAUAUUUGGCUCAACACUCAAGUUUUUAUUGGACUGCCAGGCAGGAUUGUUUUUAAUCAAGCUGUAAUAUUAUCCAUGGAUUUAGUGAGCUUCUCCGCCACCUGAGAAAUAUUCUUGCCAUGAACAUAUACUACAGUGUCAUCAGCAUGCAUCUGUACAGAGACAUCAGGACAGAUGGACGGGAGGUCCUUAAUUUAAGAUUAAUUUAAAACACUGGACUCUGACAUGUUGAUUAUUUUGGUGAUGGGGGAUGAGACAGAUGUACUUCGUGCCUUGAGGAUUACCGUAUCCUUAUCAAAAAUAUCUUUGCAUUUUGAUGGUCUGAGUGAUUUAAUGGUCUGUGAUACCUCUGAUCUCUAUCUGGAGAGUUUUGUUCUUUGGGGCGAUCAUUUUUCUUAGCUGGUUCCAUAUUAUUUUAGUAUUUACAUUGGAUUUUUCAAUUAUAGUGAGAAAGAAAUCUGCCUUUGCUUUUCUUAAUGAUCUUACAACUUUAUUUCUCAACAUGGUGAAACGUCCUCUGUCAUGAGUUGAUUUAGUUUUAUUUGCUAUUUUUAAGUCUUUCGUUAUUUUUAUGAUGUCUGGAUUUAUCCAGGGUACAGUAUUUUUGCUUUGUUUGUUUUUUUUGUGAGAAUUCUUUAAUAGUUCUCUCAAGUGUUUUAGAAAUAUUUUGCUGUCUUUAUCGCAAUCAACUAAAGAUAAAAUGUCACCCCACUGAAUUUGGUUAGCUGCAGCUACAAAGUUUUGAUAAUUAUGGAGUGUAUAGCAGGAGAGCUGUACACUCUAAAUAUAUAUUUGAAGCAGUUUGGGAGUUCGUAGCGGGUUCGCGAAUCAUUUGAGUCAGUUCAGGAGUUCGUAUCGGGUUCGCGAAUCAUUUGAGUCCUUUUGGGAGUUCGGAGUGGGAUCGCGAAUCAUUUGAGUCAGUUCAAGAGUUCGUAGCGGGUUCGCGAAUCAUUUGAGUCAUUUCGGGAGUUCGGAGUGGGAUCGCGAAUCAUUUGAGUCAGUUCAGGAGUUCGUAUCGGGUUCGCGAAUCAUUUGAGUCAUUUCGGGAGUUCGGAGUGGGAUCGCGAAUCAUUUGAUUCAGUUCAGGAGUUCGUAGCGGGUUCGCGAAUCAUUUGAGUCAGUUCAGGAGUUCGUAGCGGGUUCGCGAAUCAUUUGAGUCAUUUCGGGAGUUCGGAGCGGGUUCGCGAAUCAUUUGAAACAGUUUCACUGCAUUAUUCAGUGUAUUCAAAUGCAUUUAUGAAUGCAUGUGAAUGAUCACAAAAUUCAACAUAUGUGAGUUAGAAAAUGUAUAUAUUUAUAUCAUUUUAUGUAGUUAAUCAAUAUCACACAAAGAGUGCCAUUUCAGUUUUUCUCCAAAAAUCAGCAUGAUUAAAAUGUGAUAUUAAAGUACUAGAAACAAUAAUUUAAUAAUAAAUACAAAAUGUUGCAGAAUAAUGUAAUAUAUGUAUGAAUAAUAGCCUAAAGAACCUUUGUGCCAAAAGGGUUCUUUCUUCUCAUUAUAGAACCUUUUUAGCAUAAAAGGUUAUUUGGAGUUGAGUAAAGAACCCUAUGGUUCUAUAUAGUACCCCAAUGAACCCUUUUUUUUAAAAGUGUGUUGUCAUAACGUCCACCUUGGAGAUUGAAAAUGUUUCCUUUUUGAGACCAAAGGAGCCCAAAUUCAGACCCAGACCAAUAAAACCCACAGAAGAUGUGGGAGUUCAAAGGAGGAAUCUUUAUAUUACCAAACUGCAGGGAGAGGAAGAGUAGAUAUAAGUCAUGAUCUGCAAGAUUAACCACAAUCUGAUGUGAUCCGACCACCUCAGAGAAAACCAGUGUUGAGCUGCUGCAAGAGCUUUAGAAGCACAGCAGCUGUGGUCAAAGAGUUCUCGUGUGUUCUGAUUGGUGGAUGAAGAUGAUGAGUGGAUCAAGAAUAGAGCAAUCAAAUAGUGAGAGAGUGAUCUGCUCACCUGGUUAUGUUCGUGGAUGUUUCAACAUGGAAAGCAGUUUGGAAUGGAAAUAUUGAUAUUUUAUUUGUUAACAACAUACUUUAAGUACCUUAAAAUCAGUAAAUUUUAUGAAAUUAGAGAACUAGGGCUAGCGAUUAUUUUUUCAAUGCAUCGAUUAAUCUAACGAUUAAUUUUUUUCAGACCGAUUUGAUUUGGAUUAUCUCCCCAUUAAUUGACUACUAUUAUACAUGUUAUACAAUUUAUACAUGUUGAUUUACAUAUCUGAAUGAAAAAACAUGAAUUCCUUAACAUUGCAAUAUAUGUUUAUUGCUCUUAAAAUUACAAAAUAAAAGACUGAUUAAGAAUGCA